This is a messenger RNA of Sphaeramia orbicularis (orbiculate cardinalfish), 3195 nucleotides long. Its product is annotated as NACHT, LRR and PYD domains-containing protein 3-like. The transcript has 11 exons. Gene Ontology annotation, molecular function: protein binding. The record is from RefSeq and is a predicted model, not a curated record. NCBI's taxonomy places the organism in Eukaryota, Metazoa, Chordata, Actinopteri, Kurtiformes, Apogonidae.
AUGGACAUUUCUGUGGAUGAAGAGGAGAAAGCAGAGCGGAGUUGUACCAUAACAGAGAGAGAGAUGGCAUCAGAACCUUCAGAAACACAACACAGAUCAGAGUCUCCAGCCUCUGAUUGUUUGUCUGUGAACAGUGACUGGUCUAAAAGCAUCCCUCUGAACUUUAACCAUGAACCUGGACCAUCAGGCACAAAACAAAGACCAGAGUCUCCAGCGUCCAUCUGUCUGUCUAUGAACAGUGACUGGUCUAAAAGCAUCCCUCUGAACUUUAGCCAUGACCCUGGACCAACAGGGAAAAGGUAAGAGAAGUGGACUCAUACUCCUGAGGUGGAAACACCGUCCUGUUCUUUGUGUCAGAUGAUCCUGAAUGAUCCGGUCUCCACCAGUUGUGGACACUGGUUCUGCAGACAAUGCAUGACUUUAUACUGGGACCAGUCCACUUCAUCAGGAGACUCAUCCUGUCCCCAGUGUAGAAAAAGUCAGAGAACAAUAAUUGGACUGGAGGCUGACAGCACGAUACAAAUAUUUUUUUAUGGUUUGGUUUUAGAAGAACAUAAGCUCAGUCUGAAGAAGAGGUGUGAAUGUGUGGCUGAAGGAGGUGUUGAAGCAGGAAGUGGAACUCCUCUAAACCGGAUCUACACUGAGCUCUACAUAACAGAAGGACAGAGUGAAGACGUUAACACCCAACAUGAGGUGAGGAGCAUGGAGACAGGUUCCAAGAAGACAACCAUCCAAGACACUCCAAUCAAGUGCAGUGACAUUUUCAAAGCCUUUCCUGACCAGCAGAAGCACAUCAGACUUGUUUUCACAAAUGGCGUCGCUGGAGUUGGAAAAACCUUCUCAGUGCAGAAGUUCACUCUGGACUGGGCUGAAGGUUUGGAAAACCAGGACAUCGGUCUGGUGGUUCUACUUUCCUUCAGGGAGUUGAAUCUGAUCAGAGAUGAGCAGUAUAGUCUGCUGAUGUUGCUCCAUAUUUUCCAUCCAACAUUACAGAAGGUCACAGCAGAGCAGAUCGCUGUCUGGAAACUUCUGUUCAUCUUUGACGGCCUGGAUGAAAGCAGGUUUUCAUUAGAUUUCCAUAAUUUCGCCGUAGUUUCCGAUGUCACGCAAAAGACAUCAGUCGGUUUGUUGUUGGCAAACCUCAUCAAGGGGAAUCUGCUUCCAUCUGCUCUCAUCUGGAUAACGUCCAGACCUGCAGCAGCCAAUCAGAUCCCUCCUUCAUGUGUCGACAGGGUUACAGAGGUCCGAGGUUUUACUGAUACCCAGAAGGAGGAGUACUUCAGGAGGAGAGCCAGGGAUGAAGAUCUGUCCAACAGAAUCAUUUCACACAUCAAAACAUCCAGGAGCCUCCACAUCAUGUGUCAAAUCCCAGUCUUCUGCUGGAUCAGUGCUACAGUUCUGGAGCACAUGUUGACUUCAGACCAGAGAGGAGAGCUACCCAAGACCCUGACAGACCUGUACUCACAUUUCAUCAUGGUCCAGACAAAGAGGAAGAAGAAGAAGUUUGAAAAAGGACAUGAGAUGGAUCUGACAGAGGCUGACAGGGAGGUUCUUCUGAAGUUAGGGAGGCUGGCAUUUCAACAACUGAAGAAAGGAAACAUCAUGUUCUACAAUGAAGAUCUCGAGAUGUGUGGUCUGGACGUCACAGAGGCCUUAGUGUACACAGGAGUUUGUACAGAGAUCUUUAAAAGAGAACGUGUGAUCUUCCACAAAACAGUCUACUGCUUUGUUCAUCUGAGCAUUCAGGAGUUUCUGGCUGCAGUCUACAUCUACCACUGUUACACCGACAGGAACACGGAGGUGAUGAAGGGGUUCCUGGGAGAUUGGAAGCAGAACUCAACACUGGAUGUCCUCCUGAGAAAAACAACAGAAAACUCACUUCAAAGCGAAAAUGGCCACUUGGAUCUGUUUGUCCGCUUCCUUCAUGGCCUCUGUCUGGAGUCCAACCAGACACUGUUAGGAGGUCUGUUGGGUCGAACAGAGGUCAAACCGGAAACAAUACAGAAGGUCAUCAACAAUCUGAAGAAGAUGAACACGCGCAAAAUCUCUCCUGACAGAAGCAUCAACAUCUUCCACUGUCUGAUGGAGAUGAAUGACCAGAUGGUCCAUCAGGAAAUCCAGGAGUUCCUGAAGUCGAAGAACAGGACAGAGGAGGAACUCUCUGAGAUCCACUGCUCAGCUCUGGCCUACAUGCUGCAGAUGUCGGAGGAGGUUCUGGAUGAGUUAGACCUGGCGAAGUAUAACGCAUCGCCUGAAGGACGAUUUAGACUGAUUUCAGCUGUGAGGAACUGCAGAAAGGCUGUACUUGCUGGCUGUGGGCUCUCAGAGACUCAUUUUAGAGUGGUGUCCUUGGCUCUGAAGUCUAAUCCUUCCCACCUGAGGGAAGUCAACCUGAGUGGAAACAUGUUGCAAGGUUCUGGACUGCAGCUGGUUUCUGAUGGAUUACGGAGUCCAAACUGCAGAUUGGAGACCCUGAAACUGAGCGGUUGUGGGUUGACAGAGAUCAGUUGUUCCUCUCUGGCCUCAGCUCUGAAGUCUUCCCCUGACCACCUGACAGAGCUGGACCUAACUGGAAACGUGAAGAUGACGGAUUCUGGAGUGAAGAUGCUGUGUGAUUUCCUUCAGAGUCCUCAUUGCAGACUGCAGACUCUCAGAUUAUGGAGCUGCAGGUUGACAGAGGUGACCUGUUCGUCUUUAGCCUCAGUUCUGAAGUCCAGAACCUCUAAUCUGACAGUUCUGGAUCUCGGUGACAACAACCUGCAGGAUUCAGGAGUGAAGCUACUGUGUGUUGGACUGGAGAGUUCAACCUGUAAACUCCAGACUCUCAGACUGAGGAGCUGCAGUUUGACAGAACUCAGCUGUUCCUCUUUGGCCUCUGCUAUGACGUCCAAUCCUGACCAUCUGACGGAGCUAAACCUCAGUAACAACAGGCUUCAGGAUCAUGGACUGAAGCUGCUCUGUGAUGUUCUGCAAAGCCCAAAGUGUACUCUGAAGAUUCUGAGGCUGAGUUCCUGCAGUUUGUCGGGGGCUGGUUGUUCAUCUCUGGCCUCAGCUCUGAAGUCCAAUCCCUCCCAUUUGAUGAAAAUGGAUCUGAGUUUAAACAACCUGAGCCGUUCUGACCUUACGGAGCUGUCUGCCCUUGUGGAGAGUCCACUCUAUGCCCUGCAGUCUCUGGGAUGGAAUCCAUCAACCUAA